CAGCAAUACAGCAGGUUGCAGCCUAGAUUAGGACAUUAGGUGCAACUGCAAUAAAUGCUCACGAUUAAAGAUAGUACUAUAGUACUUAGGUACCUAGGUAGUGUUAAUUACUUUACCAGCGCGGGAACUUCCAAGUUUUAAGUUCCAAGCGUCUGAUGCUUAAAUAUUGCGAAGAGAUCUUAUUACGUCCAAUGCAUAAGACACUAAGACAGUACGCGUUCACAAAAUUUAAAUUUCAAGUGGUUGUUAGUUGUCACUUAAUAGUUAAUACAAGUAAACAAGAUGUAUGCUAUUCCUUCAACUCCUUCAGUGAUUGAGUAUUAAAAUUAUCUAAGUACAUCAUUUAUUUUUUUUUUAUAGCUAAAAAAAAAAAUGAAACAAAUAAGUUAGGUAAAUUUGUAAAAUUAAUUAAAAUGAACAACAGUAAUGGUGUACAUAAUGAAAGUUUGAAAAAAAAAAUUCCUAAAAAGAAAAAAUUUGGUCAAAUUUCAAUAGUGUUGAACACUAAUAAAGAAGUAAAAGCUUGUGAAAAAGAUGUUGAACAAAAUAUUUAUGAUUUUAGUGAAACUAUGAAGACUAAAAAGAAGUCUAUUAAUGCUUCAGAAAAUAUAUUGUUGAAAAAUAAUGAAUUUGAUGCAAUUAAAAAAUCAAGAAAGAAGAGUAAAUAUAUUAAGAGCUUAAAUUUAAUAGAGUGUUGUACAAAUAAUUAUACCAGAACCAAAAUGUUUGAAAAAUCUGAUGAAGAAGUUGGUGAACAAAAUAUUAUUGAUUUUUAUACAAAGAACAAUAUAAAUCCAAAAAUAAAGUCUACAGUAAAUGCUUUAGCACAUUAUAAAACAUCCGAAGAAGUUAGUGAACAGAAUAUUAAUGAUUCUGGUUUUUGGAAAAAUUUAAACCAAACUCUCAAGUCUGAAUUGAAUACUUUAUCAGAUAAUUCAUUGGAAAAUAAUUCUAGCAAAAAUAAUGAUAGUGUGGUUACUAAAAAACUUAAAAAAAAGAAAAAGCACAAUAAAAGUUUAAAUUCAAUAGAACUAAAUACCAAUAAUGAUAUAGAAAUCAAUUUAUUUGAAAAAAAUUAUAAAGAAGAUGAAGAACCAAAUAUUAUCAAUUCUUGGAACAAUAUUAGCCAAAAACAAAAAUAUAAAACACAUGCAUUAGCAGAUAUUGAUAAUGUUCCAACAAAAAAACGUAAACAGAAGAAAAAUCUUGAUAAUAGUUUAAACACCAAUCAUGACACAGAAGACAUAACAUUUGAAGAAGUUGGUAAACAAAAUAUUAAUGAUUCUGAAACCAUUAAUUUUAACAUAGACCAUGAAAAUGUUAAAACUAAAGGACCUAAAAAGAAAAGGCACAAUAAAAGUUUAAAUUCAAUAGAACUAAAUCCCAAUAAUGAUAAAGAAAUCAAUUUAUUUGAAAACCCCUAUAAAGAAGAUGAACAAAAAAUUAAUGAUUCUAGUUUCAGAGGAAAUAUGAGAGAAAAAAUAAAUCUUUCAUCAAAUAUUUCAUUGGAAAAUAAUUCUAGUAUAAAUAACGAUAGUGUGGUAACUAAAAAACUUAAAAAAAAGAAAAAGCACAAUAAAAGUUUAAAUUCAAUAGAACUAAAUACCAAUAAUGAUAAAGAAAUCAAUUUAUUUGAAAAAAAUUAUAGAGAAGAUGAAGAACCAAAUGUCAAUUCUUGGAACAAUAUUAGCCAAAAACAAAAAUAUAAAAUACAUGCAUUAGCAGAUAUUGAUAAUGUUCCAACAAAAAAACGUAAACAGAAGAAAAAUCUUGAUAAUAGUUUAAACACCAAUCAUGACACAGAAGACAUAAUAUUUGAAGAAGUUGGUAAACAAAAUAUUAAUGAUUCUGAAACCAUUAAUUUUAACAUAGACAAUGAAAAUGUUAAAACUAAAGGACCUAAAAAGAAAAAGCACAAUAAAAGUUUAAAUUCAAUAGAACUAAAUCCCAAUAAUGAUAAAGAAAUCAAUUUAUUUGAAAACCCCUAUAAAGAAGAUGAACAAAAAAAUAAUGAUUCUAGUUUCAGAGGAAAUAUGAGAGAAAAAAUAAAUCUUUCAUCAAAUAUUUCAUUGGAAAAUAAUUCUAGCAUAAAUAACGAUAGUGUGGUAACUAAAAAACUUAAAAAGAAAAAGCACAAUAAAAGUUUAAAUUUAAUAGAACUAAAUACCAAUAAUGAUAAAGAAAUCAAUUUAUUUGAAAAACCCUAUAAAGAAGAUGAACAAAAAAUUAAUGAUUCUAGUUUCAGAGGAAAUAUAAGCGAAAAAAUAAAUCUUUCAUCAGAUAUUUCAUUGGAAAAUAAUUCUAGCAUAAAUAACGAUAGUGUGGUAACUAAAAAACUUAAAAAAAAGAAAAAGCACAAUAAAAGUUUAAAUUCAAUAGAACUAAAUACCAAUAAUGAUAAAGAAAUCAAUUUAUUUGAAAAAAAUUAUAGAGAAGAUGAAGAACCAAAUAUCAAUUCUUGGAACAAUAUUAGCCAAAAACAAAAAUAUAAAAUACAUGCAUUAGCAGAUAUUGAUAAUGUUCCAACAAAAAAACGUAAACAGAAGAAAAAUCUUGAUAAUAGUUUAAACACCAAUCAUGACACAGAAGACAUAACAUUUGAAGAAGUUGGUAAACAAAAUAUUAAUGAUUCCGAGACCAUUAAUUGUAACAUAGACGAUGAAAAUGUUCUGGAUAUUGAAUUUCCUUUAAAAGUUUUAGGACAUAAAAAUUAUUUUAGGAAAGAAAAUGAAGAUGACAUAAGUAGUUCUGAUGAUGAAAUGUAUUCAACACUUACCCACAAAAUAUCCAAAAGACGAAAUACGAACCAUUUAAAUAUGCAUAUAACUGAUGAUGACUUAUCAGAUAUUUCAUUGGAAAAUAAUUCUGCCAUAAAUAACAAAAGUGUGGUAACUAAAAAAAUUAAAAAAAUUGAAAAGCACAAUAAAAGUUUAAAUUCAAUACAAUUAAAUACCAAUAAUGAUAUAGAAAUCAAAUUAGUUAAAAAAACUUAUGAAGAAGAUGAACCCAAUAUUAAUGACUCUAAUUUCAGAGAAAAUAUAAAUCUUUCAUCAGAUACUUCAUCAGAAAAUAAUUCUAGCAUUGAUAAUGAUAAUAUUGUAACUAAAAAACUUAAAAAAAAGAAAAAUCACAAUACAAAUUUAAAUUCAAUACAAUUAAAUACCAAAAAUAAUUUAGAAAUCGAAUCAUUUGAAAAAACUUAUAAAGAAGAUGAGGAACCAAAUAUUAUCGAUUCUUGGAACAAUAUUAGCCAAAAACGAAAAUAUAAAAUAAAUACAUUAGAAGAUAUUGAUAAUGUUCCAACAAAAAAACUUAAAAAGAAGAAAAAUAAUGAUAAUAGUUUAAACUCAUUUGAGUUCAAUACCAUUAACGAUUCAGAAAUUUCUCAAAACCAUUUUAAACUAAAAACUUUGUUAAAUUCCAUGGAAUCUAAUGAUUUUGAAGGCACAACAACUGAAAUUGAAACAAAAUUUAAUUUAAUAAAAUAUUUAAAAAAUAAAGAAGCUUCAUUACAAAAUCAUCCUAAAUUUAAACAAAUAAAGGAAAUGUUGUCUAAGAAAAUUAUGGGCAUUGUAAAUAAAAAUUGUCAAAUCACAAAUUCUGACAUUGUAUUGCUGAAAACAAUUGGAAACAUAAUUUUGGAAAAAAUUGUUGAAAAAAUGAAUGCUGCUCAGGAUAUAAAUGGUAUAAAAAUUACAUUACCAGCCGAAUGUGAGGAAAAUAAAAUUCAUUUUAUUGAGACUAAUUUAGGUAGACCUCCAAGUAAAGAAAAAAUGAAUAUUAUAAAGAAACUCAAUCCUCAGGUCAAACUUAGAGUUUUUAAUAUAGAAGAAGACAAUUUAAUUCGUGAAUAUUGGUCUAAAUUUCAAAAGGAAUAUAACGUUUCAAAUAUUCUACCAUUCUUAUCUAAUGGUUUGGAAAUGGCUUUAGAUAAUACACAAAGGUUACAAUUUGUUCGUUAUAUAUCGGCAGGACUUCCUAAUCGAUUAUUAUCUUCAGUUUUUAUUAGAUUCAAUGUUCUGUUCAGUGGACAUCAAGAUAAAACACGUUUUAGUGAAGAAGAAGACCAAUUAAUUAUGAAAGUAGAAAAAUGUGAUGUAAUUAAGACAAAAUUGUCAGUAUUAAGUUUAAUUCUAAAUAGAUCUAGAAUGCAACUUUAUAGAAGAAAUGGAGUUUUAAAAAAUCAAUUUGAAAAAUGUAAAAAAGUUUGUUGGGAUGAUCAAAAGCGCCAAGAACUAUUUACAAAUAUUCUUUUAGAAACAAAUACAGAUAAUUGGAAAGAUUUAAAAAAUUUGACACUAAAUAAAAAUACUUUAAUCAAAGUUGCGGAAAACCUCGGUGAAGAUGUAACUUUUGAAAAAGUUAGAAAGCAAUGGAAUUAUUUAUAUACCAUGUUGUUUUGUGAAAAGCCUAUUAAAAUGUUAUCAUUAAGAUUAAAGAUAUUGGAGUUAUUAGAACAACAAAAUUUUAAGCAUUUUUCGGAUGUAGAUUGGAUAGAAAUAACCAAUCAAUUAUAUCCAGGUGCAAAUAGUAAACUUAUUUGUGAUAUUUUUCAUUGUUGGAUUGACAAAAAUGUUCCAUCAAACUUAAAAAAAAAUAUUAAAGAUACGUUGAAUUACUUAAGAGAACAUAUUGUGGAUAAAAUAAGAAAAAAAAUUCAUAAACACGGCGAAAGAGAAUUUCCUAGACUCACAGUUCAAGAUUAUGAUUUGUUAGUAGUGAUUGAUGAAUAAAAAUAAUUAAUAAAUAUAUAUAUAAUUAUAUAAUAUA
Messenger RNA from Aphis gossypii (cotton aphid), 4770 nucleotides. Its product is annotated as GATA zinc finger domain-containing protein 14-like. The transcript has 8 exons. The record is from RefSeq and is a predicted model, not a curated record. Bases 414 to 4733 code for a protein of 1439 amino acids. NCBI's taxonomy places the organism in Eukaryota, Metazoa, Arthropoda, Insecta, Hemiptera, Aphididae.